AUGGAACAACAUGCGCAGAAUGAAUAUGUGACGCUCGCAGACGGGCGGCGAGUGGCCGUCCCCCUGCAGGAUUCGCAGCAGAACCUGGACGAAAACGACGAGGUUCAAAUCGAACGACUGCACAAUGUCUGGGGAAGCAGCUCGGGCGCUCGCAGCGACUUCCUGGGCAUCUACUGCAAGCACCGCAACAACGAGCACGAGCGGCUUAAAAACCAAGACGAGCAAUGGGAGCAAGAAACGCAAAACACCAUCUUCCAGACAAUAAGGCUGACGAGAAUGCAAAAGGAAUCUGCCAAAACUGCAAAGAGACGGGAAAAGCGGAACAAAAAGAAGGUUAACAAGCUGAUGCACACGGAUCAACAACAGAAGAAGCAACACUCCGUGGUUCAGCCUCAGCCCGGAAAGAAGCAGCCCGAUUCAGGCGCGGAUAAUGCCGGUGGCAAUGCAGAAUAUCAAGCUCCGAACGCCGUGCAGGAGGGCGUAGGUCCGAUGAGCACAACGGCACACACACACGAACACAAGACAUGCGAGAAUGUCAAACGCAUAGUCAUAGAAGACGACACCCUCACUUAG
This is a messenger RNA of Babesia bigemina, 573 nucleotides long. RefSeq names its product PRKR-interacting protein 1. Gene Ontology annotation, cellular component: nucleolus. The record is from RefSeq and is a predicted model, not a curated record. Gene Ontology annotation, molecular function: protein kinase inhibitor activity; double-stranded RNA binding; protein kinase binding. The transcript is spliced from 2 exons. Gene Ontology annotation, biological process: negative regulation of protein kinase activity. Bases 1 to 573 code for a protein of 190 amino acids. NCBI's taxonomy places the organism in Eukaryota, Apicomplexa, Aconoidasida, Piroplasmida, Babesiidae.